Juglans microcarpa x Juglans regia is the source of this 1546-nucleotide messenger RNA. Its product is annotated as protein REVEILLE 3. The record is from RefSeq and is a predicted model, not a curated record. The coding region runs from base 10 to 1146 and encodes 378 amino acids. The transcript has 8 exons. Gene Ontology annotation, molecular function: DNA binding. Lineage: Eukaryota; Viridiplantae; Streptophyta; Magnoliopsida; Fagales; Juglandaceae.
CCUCUGUAUAUGAAUAUGGGAUUCAAAAGUCGGUCGGGUAGUUAUCACUUAUCAUUUAGGAAGCAAACAGAGGAAAAGAGAGAGCGAGCAAGAAACAAAGGUAAUAAGAGCUUUGUGGAUUCAAGCGUCAUGGUGUCUGUGAGCCCAAACCCUGCUCAGGGGUUUUACUUCUUCGAUCCCGCUACUAUGGACCCUCCUGCCGGUCCCAAUUCUCUGCCGCCGCCGACCACCACGACAACCACCACCGGCGCUGUAAGUGCUUCUGCGGCGUCGUUCCUGGAUGAUGCGAAUAAGAAGGUCCGGAAACCCUAUACGAUUACCAAGUCAAGGGAGAGCUGGACGGAGCAGGAGCACGACAAGUUCCUCGAAGCUCUCCAACUAUUUGAUCGGGACUGGAAGAAAAUUGAAGCAUUCGUAGGGUCUAAGACGGUUAUCCAGAUUCGUAGUCAUGCACAGAAGUAUUUUCUGAAGGUUCAGAAGAGUGGAGCAAGUGAGCAUGUGCCACCGCCUCGACCAAAGAGAAAGGCAGCUCAUCCGUAUCCACAGAAAGCCCCUAAAAAUGUUUUAGUUUCAUCCCAAGUUACUAGCCCAUAUCAAUCUUCAUCUGCUAUGCUUCAACCUGCAUAUGUUUACAGGCCAGAUUCAUCAUCAGUUCCUGGGAAUCCAAUAACCAGUUCAACCUUGUCUACAAGGAGUUUUAACUCUGCGCCUGUAGCCUGUGUCUCACAAGUGACGAAAGAUGAUGCGGGAUUGGUUGAGCCACCCAUUGCAAAUAAUUGCUGCUAUAGUAGUAGUAAUGAAAGCACUCCAAGGACUUGGCCAAGAGGGGAAAAGGUCGAUCAAGAGGAUCAUGGAAAGCCAGUUAGAGUAAUGCCAGAUUUCGCUCAAGUUUACCAGUUCAUUGGCAGUGUCUUUGAUCCAAAUACCACUGGUCACUUGCAGAGACUGAAGCAGAUGGACCAAGUAAAUCUGGAAACUGUAUUGCUGUUGAUGAAAAACCUCGUUGUCAAUUUGACAAGUCCUGUGUUUGAGGAUUAUAAAAGGCUGCUUUCAUUGAACGAUACUGACCACGAGAAGGUCAAAUCUGGUAGCUCCUGCAACAAUCUCUGUUCUGAUCAAUCACAUAGUGCCAUUCUAUCUGCUUAGGAAGUGAAAGGUACGACUAAUAAACAGAAAAUGCCGGGCUGAGCAAGACACAUGGAUAUGGCAUUGUGAUAACCCGAAAUCUGUGUACAGAGGAACUACCAGUUCGUAGCACUACUGCUGUUUGGCUAAUUAUGUACUUGUUGUAUCCAUUAGUGUAGGAUAAAUGAGCUUAGUAUCGAGAGCCAUCAUCUGUAUAGAGUUGCAAGCGUUUUGUGUCAUUCAGUUUUGACUGUAUAUAGUUGUAAUUUUGUUUUGGAGGUUUUGCCUACUUGAGUAGUCUUAAGAGUCAUCUCUGUCAUCUUCUGGGUAAUUGUUUAUGAUGAGAUGAUGUAAGUAUGCAUCUUGUCCUUGUGUAUGAACAAACUUUCAGAGUAGCUAAAAUACUCAUUUUCAAUGUUAU